AUCCAUAUUUAGGUGAAACAUAUUAUUUUUAUGAACAUUGCAACUUUAGAUCCAGAGUUUGAAUCUGUAUGAACAUGAAAUUAAACAAAUUCAUAUUAUCAACUAUUUAUUUCGGAUCAUUCAAUGAAAACAUUGAUUCGUAUCUCGAUCAUUGACGAACGGAAUUAAAGUUGCAGGUUUUAUGCUACAAGCUGAAAACAUGUCACUCGUCAGUGAAAUCAAUGGUGAAGACCAACCUUGGAAAUUGAAAGUGAAGAUCAUAAGGCUGUGGAAACAAACUUUUAGCAACAAUCCUCAUGUGGUCUCAAGUAUUGACAUGGUGUUGAUUGACGAGCAGGGAUCAAGGAUCCAAGCUACGGUCAAACAUAAGCUGAUUCCGAAGUUUGCUGCCUUACUAGAGGAAGGAGGGAUACGUGUUAUCUCAAACUUUGGAGUAGGGGAGAAUAAGGGGAGGUUUUUACUCACAAGGCAUCCGUGCAAGAUCAAUUUCUACCCUAACACCAGUGUUAGAUUGUCUAACGACUGGGCUGGUCCGGAUCAGUCAAUUCACCUGUUAUCUUUUGAUGAUAUUUUGACGAAGAACUUUGAAUCUGUGUAUUCCUUUGAUGUCAUUGGCGAGGUUGUUCAUUGCCAGGAUACCAAGGUUAUGACCACGAAAGGCAAGGAAAGGCGUGUCAAAAAUCUCCAGUUACAAAAUCAUUAUCCCGGUAAACAUAGUCACUCUCCUAUGGUUGGUCAACAAGAUAUACAAACUAACAAAGUACAAACUACUUGUCGAAUGGGUAAGUGUAGGCAAUUGAGUGCUAAAAUAUUAGAUUGAAUUUAAAGAUAACGGCAAUUAUAAGAAAGUAAUGCUCUCAUAAGUAAAGCUCUCACAUGCUUAGCAGCGUUUUGCACUUCA
Molecule: messenger RNA, 901 nt
Organism: Erigeron canadensis
Lineage: Eukaryota; Viridiplantae; Streptophyta; Magnoliopsida; Asterales; Asteraceae
Exons: 4
Coding region: 182-820 (212 amino acids)
Source: RefSeq, a predicted model, not a curated record